This is a messenger RNA of Purpureocillium lilacinum, 714 nucleotides long. RefSeq lists its product as uncharacterized. The record is from RefSeq and is a predicted model, not a curated record. NCBI's taxonomy places the organism in Eukaryota, Fungi, Ascomycota, Sordariomycetes, Hypocreales, Ophiocordycipitaceae.
AUGACGCAGCCUGUUGCCUUCAUCAUCGGCGGUGGUCCGCGUAUUGGGCACGCCGUCGCCGGUGCGCUCGUCAAGCAAGGCUACCGCGUCGCCCUCGGCCGGCGCAACAUCGCCGCAUCAGCUGGUCUGGCGGGCGUGACGCCUGUGGCCGUCGACGUGUCCAGCCCGCCGUCCGUUGAGACUGCGUUCUCCGAGGUUGAGGCCAAGCUAGGCGUCCCACGUGUUGUAGUAUACAACGCGGCGGCCCUCACAUUUCCGCCCGAGCAGGGCGACCCAUUCAGCGUGCAACCCGACGCCUUCGCGCGCGACACGGCCGUCAACGUGACGAGCGCGUACGCGGCGCUGUUCCACGCCACGCGCGCGUGGAAGAAGCAGCGCGAAGCCGGCGUCAGUGGUGCGGGGGGCGUCUUCAUCGCGACGGGCAACGUCACGCCGUUCUACCCCAACCCGUUUGCGACGACGCUGGGUGCGGGCAAGGCGGCGCUCGUGCACCUCGUCCAGCUUGCGGCUCAAGAGUACAAGGAUGCGGGCGACCGGUUCUACUUUGCGUCGCAGGUGACGGAGGAGGGUAAUCCUGUUCGAUACGAGGGCGUCGAGGCGGAGGCACAUGGGCAGGUGUACGCCGAGCUCAUCAAGGGCGAGGUCGGCAAGGGGGAUUGGGAUGUGAGAUUUGCGGUCGGCAAGGAUGGCAGUGUUUCGUACCAGAAGAGCUGA